This is a messenger RNA of Salmo salar (Atlantic salmon), 5026 nucleotides long. It is a transcript of the gene ndst1a, whose product is annotated as N-deacetylase/N-sulfotransferase (heparan glucosaminyl) 1a. The record is from RefSeq and is a predicted model, not a curated record. Lineage: Eukaryota; Metazoa; Chordata; Actinopteri; Salmoniformes; Salmonidae. Gene Ontology annotation, molecular function: heparan sulfate N-sulfotransferase activity; hydrolase activity; deacetylase activity. Gene Ontology annotation, cellular component: Golgi apparatus.
GCUCUGCAGAAAGAGGGACAUUCUGACAUUUCUCUCAUCAGACAAGUCUGCAAAAACGGGAGAACGGAGCCCGGGUACAGGGAAAGCGAGAUGAGGCGUCGUGUUUGCUUUGGUUGAAUCCAAGUAUUAAUUCUACCAGAUGCCGAUUGAGAAGGUCAUCACUAGAUAUCGUCCAGGAGGAUGCCGCUAUUGGGAUGACCUUUGUGACCUCACCUUUGCCCUCCCCUGGAAAGAUCAACCACCAAUCAAGAACCCUGAACAACGGCCUACAUGGAUGUGGUUGGCUGGUUCCAGUGAUGGACAGGUGACCAGCCAGCCCUCUAGCCGCCCUCUUCUACUUUGACUCCCCUCCCUCCCAGACGUGCAGCGUGCACCCCCGGUCGGAGACCCCCCACAUCUCUGCCAUGGUGACAUAAUCAGCAGCACAUCAUGUGGGAGAUCCAACAUCAUGAGACCGUCUCGUUCCUAUCUCCAGUAGCUGCUGCUGAAGCUGCUGCUGCUUCUCUAGCCUGUGGAUUACCGACUAGACCACUUGAAAUAACAAGACGGACUUCGGACUGAUUUACUUUAACUCUCCACCAAGUAGCCCUCGAGAGACUGUUUUCUGGGUGUUACGGUUGGACGGUCGGUGUUGUCAGUCGGUCAGGCGUUGUGCGUGACGAUGCUGGGAUGCGUGUCCCGCCUGCGUCGGCUGGUCCGUCUCGUCCACCACCUCCCCCUCCAGACCUCCCUGCUCCUCCUCUUCCUCUUCUGCACCGUCAGUGUCUUUGUCUCUGCCUACUUCCUGUACGGCGUCAAACGGGAGCUCGAGCCCUCAGGAGGGGGCGUGGCUGGCAGCGAGGGGGCGUCGGCCAUCUACGAUGACCUGCGGGCGAGCCCGUCGCGACUGCUCCCGGUGCGGGCGGUGUCGGGAGGGCUUGCUGGGGGCGAGGGGGGCAGAGGAGGGGUGAGGACAAACCCCCUGGUGCUGGUGUUUGUAGAGAGCCAGUACUCUCAGCUGGGCCAGGAGAUAGUCGCCAUCCUGGAGUCUGGACGUUUCCACUACCGGACAGAGAUCUCUCCAGGUAAAGGGGACAUGCCCACAUUAACAGAUAAAGAGCGUGGGCGCUUCACGCUAGUCAUCUAUGAGAACAUUCUGAAAUAUGUAAACCUGGAUGCCUGGAACCGAGAGCUGCUGGACAAGUACUGUGUGGAGUAUGGAGUGGGCAUCAUCGGCUUCUUUAAGGCCAAUGAGAACAGCCUGCUGAGUGCCCAGCUCAAAGGAUUCCCCCUCUUCCUCCAUUCCAACCUGGGCCUGAAGGACUGCACGGUCAAUCCCAAGUCCCCCCUCCUCUUCAUCACACGCUCUGGCCAGCCCCUCCCCGGCCCCCUGCCCGGGGACGACUGGACCGUCUUCCAGUCCAACCACUCCACCUACGAGCCCGUGCUACUGACCAAGACCCAGUCCGCCGAGAGUGUCCCCUCGCUCGGUACGACGGCCACGCUGCUCCCCUCCGUUGUGCAGGACCUGGGUCUCCACGACGGCAUCCAGAGGGUUCUGUUUGGGAACAACCUCAACUUCUGGCUGCACAAGCUGGUGUUUGUGGAUGCGGUGGGCUUCCUGUCGGGGAAGAGGCUGUCUCUCUCCCUGGAGCGACACCUACUGGUCGAUAUAGAUGACAUAUUUGUGGGGAAGGAGGGGACCAGGAUGAAGGUGAAGGAUGUCAAGGCCCUGUUGGAGACCCAGAGAGCACUGCGUAACAAUGUUCCCAACUUCACCUUCAACCUGGGCUUCUCAGGGAAGUUCUUCCAUGCAGGGUCAGAUGAGGAGGACCUGGGGGAUGACCUGCUCCUCUCCUACGUCAAUGAGUUCUGGUGGUUCCCCCACAUGUGGAGCCACAUGCAGCCCCACCUCUUCCACAACCAGUCAGUGCUAGCCGAACAGAUGCUUCUCAACAAGAGGUUCGCUAUGGAGCACGGUAUCCCCACUAACAUGGGCUAUGCGGUAGCCCCCCACCACUCGGGUGUGUACCCAGUUCACCUGCAGCUGUACGAUGCCUGGAAGAAGGUGUGGGGCAUCAGGGUGACCAGCACGGAGGAGUACCCCCACCUCAAACCUGCCCGCUUCAGACGGGGAUUCAUACACAGCGGUAUCAGCGUCUUGCCCAGACAGACGUGUGGUCUGUUCACACACACCAUAUUCUAUAAGGAGUACCCAGGCGGUCCCAACGAGCUGGACAAACUCAUCAACGGAGGAGAGCUGUUCCUCACUGUCCUACUCAACCCGAUCAGUAUCUUCAUGACCCACCUGUCUAACUACGGUAACGACCGGCUGGGCCUUUACACCUUCAAAAGCCUGGUGGCCUUCCUGCAGACGUGGACCAAUCUGCGGCUACAGACCCUGCCUCCCGUCCAGCUGGCCCACAGAUACUAUAACCUCUUCCCUAACGAGAAAGACCCACUCUGGCAGGAUCCCUGCGAGGACAAAAGGCACAAGGACAUCUGGUCAAAGGAGAAAACGUGUGACCGCUUCCCCAAGCUGCUUGUCAUUGGGCCUCAGAAGACAGGUUCUACAGCCCUCUAUCUGUUCCUGGGCAUGCACCCUGACCUGACCAGUAACUACCCCAACAAGGAGACCUUUGAGGAGAUCCAGUUCUUCAAUGGACACAACUACCACAGAGGCAUCGACUGGUACAUGGAGUACUUCCCCCUGCCCUCCAACACCAGCUCAGACUACUACUUUGAGAAAAGUGCCAGCUACUUUGACUCCGAGGUGGCAGCGGAGCGGGCGGCCACCCUCCUGCCCAAGGCCAAGAUCAUCACCAUCCUCAUCAACCCAGCCGACCGCGCUUACUCCUGGUACCAGCACCAGCGUGCCCAUGAUGACCCAGUGGCUCUAAAGUACUCCUUCCAUGAUGUCAUCACGGCUACCCAUGAUUCCCCGGUAAAACUGCGUGUGCUCCAGAACCGCUGUCUGGUACCAGGCUGGUACGCCAUCCACAUGGAGCGCUGGCUCAACCACUACCACUCCAGCCAGGUCCUGGUUUUGGACGGGCAGCAGCUGAAGACUGAGCCGGCCUCAGUCAUGGACAGGAUCCAGAAGUUUCUGGGCCUGGUCAACACCGUCAACUACCACAAUAUCCUAGCGUUUGACCCCAAGAAAGGCUUCUGGUGUCAGCUGCUGGAGGGAGGGAAGACCAAGUGUCUGGGGAAGAGCAAGGGGCGUAGGUACCCUGACAUGGACCCGGAGUCCCAGUCGUUCCUCAGGGAGCACUACAGGGAUCACAACAUAGAGCUGUCUAAGCUGCUGUACAGAAUGGGCCAGCCCCUGCCCAGCUGGCUCCGAGAGCAGCUGAUCCAUACCAGGUAGAAGUACCGGGGGGGCAGCUCAUCGGAUAGUACCACAGCUCAACCAUCCCCCUGACAGAAUACCAUAUGGAGAAGUAUGAUUCUAUCCCCUUAGAGGAUUAUUUUAAUCCCUUAAAGAAUCCAUAAGGGGUAAGUACUCACCCUUGACAAGGUUCAGAAGGGGUGUGUUUUCUGAUCACCUGUCAAAGUGAAGAUUAGGAUGCACGAGCCUCCUUCUCAGGGUGCCCUUCGUAAGAGGGAAGGACAUAGAGGAAGGGAGCGCAGGGAUAGUGAUUUACGAGUGGGCAGUGAGUCUACAAUGGCCUGCCGCCUAAGUGCUCUCCCCUCACUCCCCAAGUUACACCUCCCCAUGAAGCACCACCACCCUCACUUGGUACGGUCUAGGAACAGAGACCCCCAACAGGACUAUACCACCUCUUACGGGGGUUUACCUGUGAUACAGACAGGAUGGGAUAGAGACGGGGGUGGUCAACCCUUAUCCGCUCUUCCUUUGACUAUCCCUUGCCUUACUCACAUGGACUCAGACCUUACUCUUGGGAGGAAGAGGAGGAUGAAGAGGAAGAGUGAGACUUGGCUAGCCUGUACAGUACCAGUCGUUUAAGGCUGGGUGGAAAUGAACAGUGUCAGCUCAUGUCAGUCAACACUCUACUCCCAUAUACUGAAAGACACAACCAACUGCCAUCCAAGAAAUUGGAAGAUGGAUUAAUAAAGUAGAUGAUGAAACAAUAGGGCAGAUAUUACAAAAGAGUAGAGAUCAAUUAGCACUUGAAUUAAUAAAAAAUGAAUGGCAUUAGUUGGAAAUGCCUGUGGUCUCUGUCUAAAAACAAAGGGGGAUAUGUUGUGUAUUGACUAGUAGUCUUAUUCACUAGGCCUUUGUAGACACUUGACAUUAACGCAUUUACCAGUGCCAGGACAGAAUCAGCACCACUACAUUGCAUGGCCUAUUGACAGUUCUUAUUUUUUUAAGAUUGUGACAAUGACAUUUUUUUUUUACCCCUUUUUGUUUAUUUUAACUUUGGAGACACGUUAUUGUAGAAUUGACCAGAAAGACGUUUUGCUUACUCUCCAUUUCGGAUUGAGUUGAUUGCACAGCACAGGGGAUGCCAGGCUGCACAUGUUAAAAGCACAAUAUGCAAAGUGGUACAUCUCUUAAAUAGACUCUUCACAAAUUCACACAGGUUGUCAUUAACCCCUAGGAGCAAAACACGUUGAAAAUAAGUAUUUCUGGUUGAAAAGAUGUUGAAAUUACGUAUUUUUAACGUCUUGUGCUCACUGGGACAGGUUGUCUGUAUGUGAAGUUGGACAUAAGCUAUGUUUAAAUGCACUCAUGGAGAUAGAAAAUGAGAAAACAAAACAAUAUUUUUAUUGAGGAUGUCGUCAAAGCUGUGUAUAUUUUUGUCCUUUUGUUCUAUUUUAUUUGUUAUUAGUAGGUGUUCAUAGUAUUUCUGCGUUGCAUCAGGGAGGAUAUAAAAGAUUCACAUCUAACAUAGUCAAUAUGAGCCUAUACAGUUGAAGUCGGAUGUUUACAUAAACCUUAGUCAAAUAUACUGCUCAAAAAAAUAAAGGGAACACUUAAACAACACAUCCUAGAUCUGAAUGAAAGAAAUAAUCGUAUUAAAUUCUUUUUUCUUUACAUAGUUGAAUGUGCUGACAACAAAAUCACACAAAAAUAAUCAAU